AUGGUGCUUCAGCUGGGAAGUCCUCUCCUCGUUCCCUGCACUGCGUUCUUCUACACGCUCAGUGGCGACACAUACUGGUCCAUCAGCGCCCAGCUGUUCCUCACCACUAGCAACCUCACCACACUCAAUCCCGGCCUCGACUGCUCUGAGCCCAUCAAGGCGGGCCGCUCUCUGUGCAUCGAGCGCAACGCCACCUUCGCCUACACUGUGCCUCGGUGCCUGCAAUAUGGCGUGCUCACAGCACAGGACACGUGUGAGCGCCUGCUGCUGCAGGUGGCGGGGAGUGAGGACGACCCAUUGGGGGCUGGGAAGGAGAACGCUACACGCUGGGCUGAGCUGUACCGCAACAAUCCCGGCCUCAUCUGCUCGAGUGUCAUCCCAGUAUCCGCCUCUGCUGUUGGCAGCAACACUGGCGUGCAGGUGAGGGGUGGAGGGGAACUGGGUUGGGGGCGCAAGAGAUGGGAAGAAAAUGGAUUGAAAAUUGGUGGGUGGGGCGUGAAAGGGCGGUGGGCAAGGCACUGGCACCCCGCCUCCAUUGGCAUGCCGCUGGCGGAGGCGGGGGCGCAUGCACAGCUGUGCGUGGGCAGCAGAGCGUAUGGAGGCGUGCACGCGCAGCUGCGGCUGCUGAACGGGACGGGACGGAAGCGUGGCAGCGCGUGGAGUUGCGCGUACGGCCACACGCGCGGCUGCUGCUGCUCGUAA
Molecule: messenger RNA, 702 nt
Organism: Closterium sp. Naga37s-1
Lineage: Eukaryota; Viridiplantae; Streptophyta; Zygnematophyceae; Desmidiales; Closteriaceae
Source: the annotation of a GenBank genome assembly